AUGCGGCAGCUCAAGACCAACAUGCUGAUGCAGCUCGACUCUUUCGCGGCCACGAUAGAGGAGAUAGGGCGCCACAUGCUCACGUACGGCAGAAGAAUGCCGGCGGCGGAGGUGUUCGCGCGCAUCGACGCGAUCGAGGCGGAGGAUGUUCGGGUCUGCGCGAACAGGUUCGUGAACGACGAAGACCAUGCUAUGGCCGCGCUUGGACCGGUUGGGGGCUUGCCAGACUACGACUGGGUUCGUAACCGCACAAUCUUGCGCCAGUAGAGACACAAAAACUAGAGCAUGAUUGUCUCCCGGAGAAUUUGAGGUCGUCGACCCACGGCGUGACGUCCUUGUUUUGGGGACGCCCGUUUUU
This is a messenger RNA of Ectocarpus sp. CCAP 1310/34, 358 nucleotides long. The record is from the annotation of a GenBank genome assembly. Lineage: Eukaryota; Phaeophyceae; Ectocarpales; Ectocarpaceae.